UUGCUUGUUCAUUAAGUUGAAGGUCUGAAGAAAACAUUACGUCUUACUGCAUAAUGUAUCUUCGAGAGAAAAUUUUAUGAAUAUUAAGGUGUAUUUUUAUAAAUAUAUAUAUCUAUGCAGCUGAUACGUAGAAAUAAACAGAACAUGUUUAUUUGUGUUAUCGGAAACGUUUAUUAUAUGGCGUUGAUGCAAGAGUAAACAAGAGAUUGCGUUUGGCCGUAAAGGUGUAUUGGGGGAUAUAGUGCGCUCGCUCGCUCGCUCGAUCGUCGCAUCGUUAAACGAGAGAUAGUGGACAACUAAUAGUACUACUACAGUAUUACAUGUAUUUCGUUUCUCCUCGCCUCUCUUCGAUACCCGGCUUGAUGACAUAUUAUCCCGAGUAUAAUCGUUCGUGAACGCCCCUUUUAAUUUGUGCCCGUCUCCAGUCGAUGAGAAAUCGGAGUGAAUCGUCUCAGUUUUCGGAAUGGAAAGCCAUGAUCCCAGGCGGAUAGGGGACACUACUAAAAUUCAGAUUCAAGAUGGCCCUGGGGAUUUCAGCGUCCGAGGGUGUCAGAAACGGACAUGCAAGAGGGGGAAGAAAAAAGGCGCCAAAUUACUGUGUCUCGCUCUGAUCUAUGUGGCUUUUGUUGCCUUCAAUGUUUUGCACCGGGUAUACAACGAAAUUAACAAACAGGAAGGAGUUGAAUUUGAUGAAGUUUUACGGGUAAAAAGAGAUGUUAUUUCCUAUGGCAAUGGGACGUCUGAACCAGGUCUCAGGAGUGAAUCGGAUCACAAAAACUGCACGACACGCUCUGCGGAAGAAUUUCCGGGAAAUUUUAUGACACUGAAGGAAACUCGGGACGGGGGCGUGUUCGCUCAUAUCUUGAUUGUGCUGUACGUGUUCGGGGCGCUGGCCAUUGUGUGCGACGACUAUUUCUGUGCAUCUCUAGAAAUCAUUUGUGACGAACUCAGUUUACAGGAAGAUGUUGCGGGUGCUACAUUCAUGGCGGCCGGAAGUUCCGCCCCAGAAUUCUUCACGGCCUUAAUAGGUGUCUUUAUCGCCGAGAGCGACGUGGGAGUGGGGACCAUUGUUGGAUCAGCCGUCUUCAACAUCCUGUUCAUUGUGGGGGUGUGCGGGCUGUUUGCAGGAAUGAUCGUGCGGUUAACCUGGUACCCGGUCCUUCGUGAUUCACUUUACUACCUCCUGUCUGUAGCAGCUCUUAUCAUUACCAUAUACGACAACGAAGUUCAAUGGUAUGAAGGACUAGUUCUGGUUUGCAUGUACGUAAUCUACAUCAUUUUGAUGUAUUUUAACAAAUCCAUUGAACCGUUCAUGGAAGGACUCCUUAAGAAAAUCAAAAAUCGAAAACACGCCCGUAAGCACAGGCACGAGGACCACAACUCGAACCAGACCGAGGCUGCCAAACCGCUGUAUUAUGAGAACCCAAAGUCCAGUGCUAAUGGCACCACCCCUUCGUCCCCAAAAGCUGACGACGAGACGACCUUUAGUGAGAAAAACGAGGAGGAAGAGUGUAGUAGCAGCGAAGAGAAAAGCAGCGAGGGGGACGAGAAAGAGUACCACCCCGCAGAAGGCCAUAAAGAUUCCAAAGAAUACGAGUCGCCAUGGCAGAUUCCCGACACGUUCCUGAAGCGGAUCUUCUGGGUGGCCAUGAUUCCAAUGCACGCGCUGUUCUUCGUGACGAUUCCCGACUGUCGCCGCCCGGGCAGAUGGCACAAGACGUACCCAGUGACCUUUGUGAUGUCUAUAGCGUGGAUCGCCGGCCUGUCCUACAUCAUGGUGUGGAUGGUCACGGUGGCUGGUGACGCCCUAGAAAUUCCGGAGACCGUUAUGGGUCUGACUUUACUAGCAGCAGGAACCAGUGUACCAGACUGUCUGUCGAGUCUUUUUGUAGCCAGGGAUGGUUUAGGUGACAUGGCCGUAUCGAACUCCAUUGGAAGCAAUGUGUUUGACAUUUUAAUGUGUCUCGGGUUUCCCUGGCUGUUGAAGUCCCUGGCUUUGGAAGAUGGAGCCCCCAUUAAGAUUCAAAGCGAGGGUCUGACCUACUCCGCCAUUACUCUCCUAUCGACAGUCGUAUUCCUACUGGUCGCCAUGUUUUUGACAAGAUGGCGGCUCGACAAAAAGUUUGGAGUGAUUUGUUUAUUAGUGUACGUGGUAGUGAUUGUCUUCUCCUGUCUGUACGAGUUGAAUGUGUUCGGAAAUUUCAAUAUUUCCAAUUAUUGCCCGAGAGAUUGAUAUAAGGAAUAGGUACAUUUUGCCCUUGUAUAUACAGGGGCCAAAUCAUUUCCAAAAUAAAAAAAAAGCGAAGUCAGUUCAAAGUCUGUUUAUGUCCAGGUUGAGUGUAAUAAGAUUGGAGAUUUAGUACAGAAUAAGUCUGCGUGUUUUUAUUAGUGUAUGUUUAAAUACCCAGUAAAGUCUUAGUCGGAACUAUUUUUUGUGGAACUAUUAGAGUUGCAUUUCCUCUUACAAAUCUAUUUAUGAACAAGUAUGUCGUAAUCAGUGCAAUACAUUAAAUCAGAUUAUAUUGCCUCUGGGAAAAAAAUAAGCACAGUGUAAUGAUUAAUUAAAUUAAUCUCUCCAAUUCACAUCUUACCGAUUCGUGGAUUGAAUCUUAAAGUCAUAACUACAUGUUAUUAUGUUAUAGAAAGUGAUAAGAAUGCAGCUUAAUUUUAUUUGAGAUAUCAAGUUUAUAACAAAGGGGCAUAAGAACAGUUGAACUGUCUAAAUAAAAUUUGAUAAAAUAUUGGACGAAGUUAUAUUAUAUACAUUGUACAUACAAGGAGUUCUGUUUUAUUUUUGUAUUAAAAAACAAUGCAAUUCAAAACAGCGUUGACUAUUGUGACGAAUUUUCAAACAAGUUUUAACGAAUUACCUGUUCGUAUUAUUAAUAAAUUUUGACACUAUAUCAUAAUUAUAUUUAAAACAUAUAGAGUAACUCCACAUUCCUUUACACAUGCGCAUUACAUAGUACGUAAUGAGCAUACAUCUAUUUUAUUUUUCAAUAAGUAAACAAAUACCUAUAUAUCAUUCUUUCCCUUUUGUGCUUAUAAUGUUAUAAUUGUUGAGUUUUGUAAAAAAAAAAAAAGUUGUUGAAGAUUGCAAUGGACAAUUGCAAUGGUAUUAGAUAUUUAUAUAUAUAAUGAGUGUGUAUAUCUUAAAUCAGGUUGUUCGUUUAUAGUUAGUUUAUAGCUAGAUUUAAUCAAUUGACUUUUUUUGUCCAAGUUUAAAAAAAUAUUAUAAAGUUUAAUAUCAUAUAGUUGAUUUUAACAGUAAUUUAUCAUGUACAAACAAAAUGGGAUUGGGCAACAGGCAAAGUGUUUUUGUAAGCCUCCCCCUUUAUUAAGUUGUUCUAUAUACGUCAUAGUUUAUUCUUACAAUAUUUUAUUUUAAUAAAUACAUGUAUAUGUACUUAAUAAUAUAUCAGCAAUCAAAGAAGAAAGUUAUGUGCGAUGCAAUCUGUGUAGAUAUGAUUAUUUUCUGUGAUAUGACAAUAUAUGAAUACACCCAAAUGAAGUAUUCCGCGAUUUAGAUUUAAGAAAAGAAGACGUUAUAUAUCAAGUGUCCGAAAGCACAACUUUGUGCUAAUGUUCACAUGCAAAUUUAUUAAUGAUUUGUUUCUUGCCACUUAAACCCUAAGUACAUUUGUAAUAAUGAAUGAAACGCAAAGUGAAUACUAUAUUCUCUCAAAAAAAAAACCUUUUUAUGUUAAUGUAAUAAUAUGAUGCUAUGAGUCAAUUUUCAUAUUUUCAAAAAUUAUGCUUUUAAGAACUAUAUGAAAACGCGUAUCUUAAAACUGUUUAAAUUACUUUGAUGUAUAAGAGAGAAGUUUGUGUACAUGUUUUCUUAAUCAAAAUGAAAAUGGACAAGACUUUUGGGUAGAGUUGGAUUAGUUCAAUGUUGUUUGAGUGAUUACCGAUUCUAUUGUUAUCCCUGAUCUCUUAAUAUUGUUAACAUUGUGUGUGAAUGAGAUGUGUUCAUGUUCCUCAUUUAAAUUUGUGAUUUGGAUCUACCAAUCUAUACUGUGAAAUCAUUUAAAUUCAUGGGGUGCUAAUUUUUGUGGAUUGUCAAAUGGGAAAUUAUAUCGUAGUUUUGCUUGUCCGUAGAAUGAACGAAGAUAUAUUUCGUAAUUUGUUGGAAAUUCGUAAAAUCAUAUAUCAGAGGUACCAACGAAAUCCAGGAAAAUUUAGCCCAACGAAUUCAAUGGAAACAGAACAUGAUUUCACAGUAUAUUUGGUGAAGGGAAAUUGGAAUGAUUCUUUUCUUUAUAUGCGAUGGAGUGCCAAAACUGGACCAGUAGUAACCCUCAUUUUUGUCUUCUCUGAUUCAAUCAGAAAUGCACUUGUGAUUUACAGUAUCAGAAUAAAAGAUUAAAAUACCA
This is a messenger RNA of Magallana angulata, 4376 nucleotides long. Its product is annotated as sodium/potassium/calcium exchanger 3-like. Gene Ontology annotation, biological process: calcium ion transmembrane transport; intracellular calcium ion homeostasis. Bases 464 to 2233 code for a protein of 589 amino acids. The transcript has 9 exons. Gene Ontology annotation, cellular component: membrane. The record is from RefSeq and is a predicted model, not a curated record. Lineage: Eukaryota; Metazoa; Mollusca; Bivalvia; Ostreida; Ostreidae. Gene Ontology annotation, molecular function: calcium, potassium:sodium antiporter activity; calcium channel activity.